Gigantopelta aegis is the source of this 3493-nucleotide messenger RNA. Its product is annotated as signal peptidase complex subunit 3-like. Gene Ontology annotation, cellular component: signal peptidase complex; membrane. The record is from RefSeq and is a predicted model, not a curated record. The transcript has 5 exons. Gene Ontology annotation, biological process: protein targeting to ER. The coding region runs from base 65 to 604 and encodes 179 amino acids. Lineage: Eukaryota; Metazoa; Mollusca; Gastropoda; Neomphalida; Peltospiridae.
CACCAUCGAAGAAGGGAGAUAAUCAAGGAAAAGCACACCUGUUAAUUUUCUUUUCGCUAUCAAAAUGAAUACGUUUUUGUCUCGCCUUAAUACAAUAUUUGCUUUCACAUUAAGUGUGAUGGCAGCGUUAACAUUCUUUUGCUUUUUAACCACUGCAUUUAAUUUGCAUAAACAACCAAUAACUUUAAAAACAGGAAAAGUUACAGUCAAAAAUGUUCCUGACUAUUCACAAGACAGAGAAAAGAGUGAUCUUGCAUUUGUUGUGUUUGAUAUGCAAGCUGAUUUAGAACCAUUAUUCAACUGGAAUGUCAAGCAGUUAUUUUUGUACUUGACUGCAGAAUAUGAAACAAAAGAUCAUGCAUUGAACCAGGUGGUUUUGUGGGAUAAGAUCAUACAGAGAGGAGAUGGUGCCAUUUUGGAUCUUUCCAACUCCAACACAAAGUACUAUUUCUGGGAUUAUGGAAAUGGAUUGAAAGGCAACAAGAAUGUGACCCUGUCUUUGUCCUGGAAUGUGAUUCCCAAUGCAGGAACACUGCCCAAAAUACGUGGUGAUGGAUCACACACAUUUCAAUUUCCAGAUCAGUACACACCAGGACGCUUUUAGAUGUGCAUUCUUGGAAUACUACAAACAGAGCAACAUACUGAAGAUUCAUUUUUUUUUUUAUGAUUUUGUAGUGCAAAUACGUAUUUAAAAUAAUCAAAACAGGUGUAAUGAAAAUAUUUUGAAAUAUUACUAAACAUUGUGUGUUCUUAGGAACAAAAUUUAUUGUCAUAACACAAAUGUCCAUUAUGUUUAGUAGGAAAUGGUUUGAAAAAGGAAAUCAGUAUGACAAUCACUUCAUUGUAAUUUGUUUACGUAUUUUUGCACAAAUGUCAUACGAUUCUUAAAUUGAAAAUGAAUUCCUGACUGAACAUACACUGAAAUCGCUUGACUGUUUAAGGGUGCCAAUUCUUUAUUCACAUGAAGACACUUCUCUUAAAAGCUAUGACAAGGUUUUAAAAAAUAUAUUAUGCAAACAUAAUUUUAAUUUUAUUAUCGUACAUUUAUUUCAAUAACUCAGUAGUUAAAUAACUAACAUUUUAAAUAAAAUAAUUUUGACUUUAUGAAUACCAGACAAUAAUCUUGUUUGACUAUUGGUUAUCUGAUGAAUCUAGAAGAAUUUGAAUCUCUGUCCUUCAGGGUUUUUAAAACAUUUUGUCACAUUAACUCUACACUAUUCUUUAUGCACAAAUAAAAAUGUUCUGUAUUUUAGAGAAUCAAGAUUUAGCAUAUUCAUUCUAAUUAGUAAAUUUGUUUUCAUUACCGUAUCUGAGCAAUGUGAUGCCGGUUAUAAAAUUACAUCACACACACACAUAUUAUCUGCUUGAACAACAAUUCUUUUCUGUUUCUUUUUUAUUAUAAGAAUACUUUUUCAAAUAGACCUACAUUCAUUUCAGCCUGACAGUUCUACAUAUACACAAAACAACUUAAAACAUUGUUAAAAUUGUUUUUUGUAUGCUCAUUGUAUUGUUACGAUGAAUAAGUACUGUGCAUGAAUGAGUGUUUGGAUGUUUUGAGAUUUAUACAUAUUGUAGUAAACAAAUAUUUGCAUUGUUAUUAAUAGCGAUGUGCCUUCAGGACCAACAGAGCAAAUAAUCUAAUUAGUUAACCAACAUAAAUUACACAACUGCUUGUUGUCAGUGUGUUAAGGGUUCAUUUGUUGUAUGUGACAUCAGUUGUGACGUGAACAUUUAAAAUUGUGUUAAAUGCAUUGUAUUCUUCAUUGGUAAAUGACACUUAUGUUUUAACCAAUAUUUGUUUAUGUUAUUUAUAAUGUUAAAAUAUUAUCAAAUGUUACUGUCAUUGCUAGUUAGAUUGUAAUACAAUCAUACUUCCUGGAGUUCCUUCAAAAGAUCUGACAUAACCCAGUAUAAUCCCAUGUCCAGAUGACAUUUCAUUUGACCAAUCCAAACAAAAUCAUUCCAGCAGUUGAAAACAUUUCGAAUUAUUCUGUGUGCAUUCAGAAUAAUUCAACAAACAAAAUUACUAAAAAUAAUUGAAAUUUAAAUGAAUAUGAUAACUUGGAUAUGAUGAAUAGAACAUUUGAAAUAUUCUUAGAAACAGUUAUUGAUAUGUUAAAAAUAAGAAAUAAAAACAUUUCGCCAUCUCACAAAGGUACAUUGAUUUUGUUUCAUGUAAAAUACAAUAAUUAUUACAGAGAUAAAAAAGUAAGGUUCCCAGGCCUCUACAUACCCUUACAUUGUGAGCCACACAGUUGUUUUCUUAUCAUACAUGGUGUUAGGUUAUAUAUUCACAUACAUCAUGAUCCCUUGAGGUUUUAAAAGGGGAGAAUCGGGGCAUAAGGAUCCAACUCAUGAAAAGGGUUUCUCCUUUUGUUCACUUCAUUUGUCUUUGUUUACAAAUCUUAAUUUAUUAAAUUGGUCAUCUUGGCUGUAUGACUUUGUAUUUGAAAAAUGUAGGGAGAGGCCUUAAUAUAGGCUCAUGCCUGUUGGCCGAUCCCAAAACCACAUAUUUAAUGGUUAAUAAGACAUUUAUUUAACUUGAAGAACAGGACACUUUAAUAUAUUUAUCUGCCUCUGAGAAUUGCUAUAUAAUUAAUUGUGGAAUGUAAAAUACAAAGGCUAAUUUUUUAAUGAUUUUGCAUCAUUUUAAGAAUGUUUCUCCAAUAAAUAAUGGAACACUUGAGAUUGUUUACUGCUUUCUACAUUGGUUCUAGUGUUGGGAUUGUUUAUCUUCCCCUACUAUAAACAUUUUGUUGGUUGAUAUUUUAAUAUUUUUACAGAACAAUAUGGGAAUACGAGUUAUAUUGUAUCUGAUUGAAAAUCCAGGCAGUAUUAUUUUUUUAUUGUUGUCAUAGAAAUUAUACACAUCUCUUCGCUCGUUUUCAUUUCCACAGUAUGUUUGUAAUCAUUCUCAUUAAAAAGUAGAAUUUGUAGAUUUACAAUUCAUUGCAUUAAACAUGGAUUAGAUUUCAGCUUAGUUGAAGAUUUGCCUGAGGUAAUAAACAUUAAUUUAAAAUAUACUUUUUUUUACUAGCACUUUUCAAUUAAACCCCAUGCAAAAUAGUAGUUUUUGUGAAAUGGAUACACUGCAUAUUAUUGAAAUUCAUUUGGAGGAUACUGAUACUGUUAGCUGUCCUGUUUAUGAAGAGCAUGCCAUCCCUGUAUCACAUUUGUCAUCCCAUCCUGCCACAUUGUAAUGUACAUACAAUGUUUUACCCUAGAGUACUCUCAAAAUAAGCUACAUAAGUACAUCAAAAAGAUUGUAGACUGUAGAAAUAAAUUUACCUCACAAUUAUUGUGUUGAACAGCGACUUGUAUAGAAUACAUUGAGUUUCUCUACAUUGUCCAAAUGUCCCGUGUAUUAGUGUUAUUGAAAAACAAGACAUAGUACACAUUGGAGGGUGGGGAUGGAUGAGGGAUAGGCCUGCUCUGUCAAAACAUUCCCACUGUAAAUGUCAUCAAUGUGUGCAUAAAUAUUAUUUGCAAGUGA